UUUUAAAAAGCUAGAUGACGAAGGUGACAGUUGGUUCAAGUGGCAAGUGUCUGAAUUAAAAAUCAUCGUUGUAAAAAGAGCUUUAUAAAGUUGAUAUUCCAAAUUUCUAAAAUAUGGCGUAAAUAAACAAUUAAUUAUCGGAGUUAUUUGUUAAUAUUACAGGUACAUUGUAUUGUUAAUUAAUGUACUGUACCAAUUAAACUGAUACCUUGUCAACUGGAUUAAUAUAAAUAUUUCAUACAAAGCUAAUAAUAAAUAAAGAGUGCAUUCACAAAGUCAUAAAGGUAUCAUCAUAUUGAGCAAUAUAUUUUAUCUGUUGCCAAAUAAUGAAACGAAAUUGAAGAAAAUUUAUAAUUAAUUUAUCAAGUAAAAAAUACACAAUCUAACCUGUUGUGUCAAAUCGAAAACUUGAUACAUCUUGACUUUUACUCAUCUUCAACAUCAGUCAAAAUAAUAUCUCCACGUUGAUGUAAAAUAUGUUCAAGUAUGCUUAACUUGUCAAUGAAUUAAAAAAGUAUAAAAAAAUAAAAUUUAAAAACAAAUAAAUUGGAGCAAAAAAAAAAAAAAAAUAAAAACAAUGGCAAAUCGUAAUUCAGGAAGAGGUCCAAUACCAGAACGUUGGUUAAAUUGUCCAAGAAGAGCAGGACGUCUUAUUCAUGAUAAAUUUUUAGCUUUUAAAACACCAUUAUCACAAGAUUUUGAUGAUCAAGUACCUGAAGCAUGUCGUUUUAAUAUUGAUUUUUUAUUUAACAGUGCAAAAGGAAAUAAAUGGAAACUUGGUUUAUGGAUUGAUUUAACAAAUACAUCACGUUUUUAUGACAGACAAGAUAUUGAAUCAUAUGGAUGUAAGUAUCUAAAAUUACCAUGUCGUGGACAUGGUGAAACACCAGAUGAACAAACAACACGUGCAUUUGUAGAAAUAUGUAAACAAUUUAUAAAACAACAUCCAUUGGAAAUAAUUGGUGUACAUUGUACACAUGGUUUUAAUAGAACUGGUUUUUUAAUAAUAAGUUAUAUGGUUGAAAUUGAAGAUAAUAGUCUUGAUGCUGCAAUGGCAAAAUUUUCAGUAGCAAGACCACCAGGUAUUUAUAAAAAUGAUUAUAUUGAAGAAUUAUAUAAACGUUAUGAAGAAGGUGAAACACCACCACCACCACCACCAAGACCAGAUUGGUGUUAUGAAUAUGAUAAUGAAAAUGAUGAUGAUGAUGAUGAUAAUGGAAUAAAUAAUGACAAUGAUGAUUGUGAUGAUGAUAAUGGUGUUAAUGGUGGUGGUAGUAAUCCACCACCAGCAAAACGUCGUAAAAGUGAAUUUAAACAUAAAAAUCCAGUGUUUAUGAUUGGUGUUCCUGGUGUAUCACCAGUAACAGAUGGAUCAAAAUUAUCACAUGUACAAAAAAGAGUACAAGAUAUAUGUAAAUGGACAAAAACUGGAUUUCCAGGCUCACAACCAGUAUCAAUGGGACGCAUUAAUAUAACAUUACUACAGAAUAAACCUUACAGAGUAUCAUGGAAAGCUGAUGGAACAAGAUAUAUGCUGAUGAUACAAGCAAAUGGUGAAUCAUUUUUUAUUGAUCGUGAUAAUAGUGUUUUUAAAAUAGAUGUUAUUAAAUUUCCACAUUACAAAGAAACACAUAGAUUACUUUAUGAUACACUUCUUGAUGGGGAAAUGGUAAUUGAUCGUGCUGAUGGUAAAGAGUAUCCUCGUUAUCUUGCUUAUGAUAUAAUUAUGUAUGACAAUAAAGAUGUAUCAAAAUUAGGAUUUUAUCCUGAUCGUUAUAAUAUAAUAAAAUAUGAAGUUAUGGCUGGACGUCAUAGAGCAAUAAGUGAACGUAAAUUAAUAAGAGAAAAAGAACCAUUUUCAAUACGUUUAAAAGAAUUUUGGCCAGUUAUGCAAGCUGAUCGUUUAUUAAGUGAUAAAUUUUCACAACAAUUAGGACAUGAACCAGAUGGUCUUAUAUUUCAACCAUCAAAAGAACCAUAUUGUCCAGGACCAUCAGAUGGAGUAUUAAAAUGGAAACCAUCAUCAUUAAAUUCAGUUGAUUUUAAACUUAAAAUUGUUAUGGAAGGUGGUGUUGGUAUUGUUAGUAAAAAAGUUGGACAAUUAUUUGUUGGUUCACAAUCAAUGCCAUUUGCACAAAUUAAAAUUAAUAAAACAAUUAAAGAACUUGAUAAUAAAAUUAUUGAAUGUAAAUAUGAUAAUGGACAAUGGAUAUUUAUGCGUGAAAGAACUGAUAAAUCAUUUCCAAAUUCAUAUGAUACAGCAAUGUCUGUUUGUAAAACUAUUAGAGAUCCAAUUACAACUGAAUUUUUACUUAAUUUUAUACGUGAAAAAGGAUUUGUUGAUGAUUCUGAUCUUAUGCCACCACCAGCUAAACUACAAUCAAAUAGUUCAUCAUCAAAAUAUGUUCAUCAUAAUCAAAGACGAUAGUAUUUAAUUAUUUAAUUAUCUACUUAAUUUAAAUUUAUUUUAUUUUAUUACACAAAAAUAAUUGAUUAUUUUUUCUUUCCUAUUUUACUUGACUCAAAUUGAGCUAGACACAUAUACAAAAAAAAAAAAACAUAUACAAACUGUCAUUUAAUAAAUAAAUGUACUUGAGAUUUAAACAACUUUGAUUCAAAUAAAAAAAAAAAAAAAGACGUUUACUUUACUAUUAAAC
Aphidius gifuensis is the source of this 2657-nucleotide messenger RNA. It is a transcript of the gene mRNA-cap, whose product is annotated as mRNA-capping enzyme-like. Gene Ontology annotation, biological process: protein dephosphorylation; 7-methylguanosine mRNA capping. Gene Ontology annotation, molecular function: mRNA 5'-triphosphate monophosphatase activity; ATP binding; mRNA guanylyltransferase activity. NCBI's taxonomy places the organism in Eukaryota, Metazoa, Arthropoda, Insecta, Hymenoptera, Braconidae. Bases 578 to 2428 code for a protein of 616 amino acids. The transcript has 4 exons. The record is from RefSeq and is a predicted model, not a curated record.